CUGUCUCUGUCUCUCUCUCUCUCGCACUCGCUCAUACAUGUCUCGCUCGAACGUCGAGCUAUGCGUGUUCGUGCAGUCUGCUUAGACGCACGCACGUAACACGCGCGUAUGUUUACAUAAUUCACGCAGAUCAGUGUGUGAGGCAGCAGCGUCACCAACAAUAACGAGAAAGAUCGCCUCGACCGCGCACUGCAAGUGAUCAUCGUGACAAAAAAAGAUACGUUCUAUAUAUUCUUUAAAACUACCGUGCGCGUGUGUGCUCGUGAAAAAAUGUCUUCGUCGUCCGACGACGAGUGCGGCGAGAGCUGCGUGGAGCUGAAGAGCAUGUGCGAGAACGUCAGCUACUCGGGCGGCGUCAGCGACCGACGCGAAUUCCUCCGCCAGCUCUACGAUCUGAUCGGCCGCUGGAAGGGCGAUCUACCUAACCUCGGCAACAUCUUUCGGCCGCGCGAGCUCGACUGGCUGCUCGCCGAGUCCGUGACGAACAACAGCUGGCAGCAGCAGUCCGCGGCGGCGGGCCACUCGUUCGUCGACUUCGUCAUACGCUCCAACUACGUGGACGAGUCCGAGGUCGUCGACAAGGACGGCAGGCCGUGGUCGCGUCGCACCACGGCCAUCCAUCGCGCCGCGCAGCACCAGAAAUUCGACCGCAUUCGCGAUCUGUUCAAGAUCUACAGGAGAUUCGACGUGAACUACGUCGACGAGGAGUCCGGCCUGACGCAUUUUCACGCGGCCUGCGUAGCCGGCCUCGACGACCUGGUCGAGAAGUUCCUCGAGCUCGGCCAGAAUCCCAAUUGUCCGUCGAGCAAGUCGGUCGACGCGCCGCUCCAUCUCGCGCUGCGUCACGAUCGCGUCAAGGUGGUGGAGCUGCUGAUGGAGAGCGGCGCCUUCCCGAAUCUGGCCAACGAGGACGGCUCGACGCCGCUGCACGUCAUCAGCCAGAGGCCGAGCGACGACGACCUCAUGGAGGUGUUCUUCAGGAUCAACGACGCGAUACUGCAGAAGGUGCAGCUGGACGUGCGCGACAAGCUCGGCGACACGCCGCUGCACUACGCGCUGCGCUACGGCAACGCGAGGACCGCCGAGACGAUGCUGAGGCGCGGCGCCAAUCCGAAUCUGGUGGACGCGCGCGGAUCGACCCCUCUGCAGAUCAUCUGCGAGGGAGGAAGGGUGGAACUGUUGCGGCUGUUCUUACGGAUCGUCGACGAGACGGGUCAGCAGGUGGACAUCGACGCUCGAGACGCCGAGGGCCGGUCAGCGUUGCGAUUGGCCGUGGAGAAUUUGUGGGCGGACGUGGUCGACGUGCUGCUGGAUCGUGGCGCCGACUUGACGAAUUUCGUCUUCUCCAUCAAGAGUCACAUCUUGAACAAGGACUUGGAGUAUUACGACUGCAUGAGAAGCGAAUUGCAGCUGGAAUUCGCGUGCGGCGUUCUGGCCGUGACCGAGUGCCUCGAGAAGAGGGGCUACCAGCUGGCGCGCGCCGACGCCCUGACGAUCAUGCACGCGUUCGCCCAGCAGGGUAUCUUCGAGGAGUUCGCCUCGCUGGAAAAGUACUGGUACGAGUACGAGGAGCUGACGACCGAGGCCAGCCAGAUAAUGAUCAAUCCGCGGGUGUCGCUCGACCGAAUCAGCCUGCUGCGGCCCCGUGACGCGGCCAAGCAAUUCCGGUGUCUCGACUGCUUCGCGCUGUGGCGCUCGGGCGAGCUGUGGAAGAAGCUGCCCGAGGCGCCGCGGCGGGCCUGCAUCGCCCAGCUCAACGAGAUCAUUGCGCGCGGCUUCUGCCGGCGCUGGGCCUACGAGGCGUUCCUGGAGCUGACGCGAUACCGCGUGCCGGUCGAGUGCUGCGACGCGAUAGUCGGCGAGCCCUCGUUCAAGAACGUGGAUCUGUACAAGAUUUGUUUGGCGGCCGCGGGGGGGAACUCGUGAUUCUUCGAAACUCCGCACUCGUGUGUGAAAUAAUAACGACGAAGUGUUGUGCGACGGCACGAAAUAGCUGCGGCUCGAUAAAAAAUCAUGAAUGUAAACAUUAAGCUUUGUUAC
This is a messenger RNA of Trichogramma pretiosum, 2040 nucleotides long. Its product is annotated as ankyrin-2-like. The transcript has a single exon. Bases 271 to 1926 code for a protein of 551 amino acids. Gene Ontology annotation, cellular component: ciliary inversin compartment. Gene Ontology annotation, molecular function: protein binding. Lineage: Eukaryota; Metazoa; Arthropoda; Insecta; Hymenoptera; Trichogrammatidae. Gene Ontology annotation, biological process: protein localization to ciliary inversin compartment. The record is from RefSeq and is a predicted model, not a curated record.